GAAGCAGGAAAGAAGAGAGAGAGAGAGAGAGAGAGAGAGAGGGGUUCAAAAGUUUCAACACAAAUCAAAUGGGUCAUCAAAAUCAUGAAGACAAAGUGCUCCUCUUCUCUUCUUUGCCGAGAUUUCCGCUUCCUCUCUUUCUUUAAUCCUACUUCUUCAUUUCUUAUCCUACGCUACUGUCUCUCUCUCUCGUUCUCUUUGUAAUUACACAAGGUCCUUUUGUUUCCAUCUACUCACUUCUUUCUUACUUUUAUUUUGCUUUUUUUUUUUUCUUGUUAAGGAAGUUAAUCUUGUGGUUUGAGUUUGAGGGUUUCAAUUUCUGUAUGCUUAGUAAGAAAAUGUAGGAAACGCCAGUGCUUUUCGUCUUAGAUUUUGGAUGUCAUUGCUUUAUUGAUUUUUAUUAACUUUUAGAUUUGUCUGGUUUCGACAUUUUGAGUUCUGAAUUCCUGCUUGUAUACCAAAAAAAUAUGAAUGAGGAAAUGCUUGAAUUCCUUGGUAAUGAGUCGUGCAUAAGAGUCUGCUUCAUCUGUCAAACGAGUGCCUGAGCUAAAGGGUUCAUCUUCAGUAACUUGAGAAAUCGAAUGCAUAUAUUUAAGAGUGAGGGGUUGUGACAAGAGGGCUCUAACUCCCACAAAAGCUGAAAUAAUUGUUAAGUAAACACAUGGAGUCAACAGGGUGUUGGUUCAACAGGUUAAAGUCGAAGGAUAAGCUGAAGUCUGCCAAACAGAAAGAUACCACAUGCAAUGGGAAGGAGGGAACUAAAGCACCUAACAGUGAAGAAGCACCAUCCAAUGUAACCAAGCAGAAGGUUGCAGCUGCAAAACAGUUUAUUGAGAACCAUUAUAAGAAGCAAAUGAAGGACCUGCAAGAGAGGCAGGAGCGACGUAAUGUACUGGAGAAGAAGUUAGCUGAUGCUGAGGUCUCUGAGGAAGAACAUAAUAACUUACUAAAGUUUUUAGAGAAGAAGGAAACUGAAUACAUGCGUCUUCAAAGGCAUAAAAUGGGCGCUGAUGAUUUUGAGCCAUUGACCAUGAUAGGCAAGGGUGCAUUUGGGGAGGUUAGAGUCUGUAGAGAAAAAUCAACAGGUCAUGUAUAUGCCAUGAAGAAGCUUAAGAAAUCAGAGAUGCUACGCAGAGGCCAGGUCGAACAUGUGAAAGCAGAAAGGAAUCUACUUGCUGAGGUUGAUAGCAAUUGCAUUGUCAAACUAUAUUGUUCUUUCCAAGAUGAAGAGUAUCUGUAUCUCAUCAUGGAAUAUCUACCUGGUGGAGAUAUGAUGACUUUACUGAUGCGCAAAGACACACUAACCGAAGAUGAGGCCAGGUUUUACGUUGGGGAAACUGUCCUGGCUAUUGAGUCUAUCCAUAAACAUAAUUAUAUUCAUAGAGAUAUCAAACCUGACAACUUGCUACUUGAUAGAAAUGGUCACAUGAAAUUAUCAGACUUUGGAUUAUGUAAACCAUUAGAUUGCAGUACUCUCCAAGAGAAGGAUUUUUCUGCGGCAAACAAGCUUAGUGGAGCUCUUCAAAGUGAUGGACGCCCUGCAGUGCCAAAACGUACACAACAGGAGCAAUUACAACAUUGGCAAAGGAACAGGAGGAUGCUCGCUUAUUCUACUGUUGGAACUCCUGACUAUAUUGCCCCAGAGGUCUUGUUGAAGAAAGGAUAUGGAAUGGAAUGUGAUUGGUGGUCCCUUGGUGCUAUUAUGUAUGAAAUGCUUGUGGGGUUCCCACCGUUUUACUCAGACGAGCCCAUGUCAACUUGUAGGAAGAUAGUUAAUUGGAGAGAUCAUUUAAAAUUUCCAGAAGAAGCAAAGUUAUCUUCCGAAGCAAAAGACCUUAUUAGCAAACUUCUAUGUAAUGUUGACCAGAGGCUUGGAACAAAAGGGGCAGAUGAAAUCAAGGCUCACCCAUGGUUUAAAGGUAUUGAGUGGGACAAAUUAUAUCAAAUAAAAGCUGCAUUUAUUCCUGAGGUCAAUGAUGAGUUGGAUACCCAAAAUUUUGAGAAGUUUGAAGAGGCUGAUGACCAAAUUCAGACUUCAGCAAAAUCUGGUCCGUGGAGAAAGAUGCUUUCAUCUAAAGAUAUCAACUUUGUUGGUUAUACAUACAAGAACUUUGAAAUCAUAAAUGAUCAUCAGUUGCCUGGAAUUGCUGAAUUAAAGAAGAAGAGCACAAAAUCUAAGAGGCCUUCGAUCAAGUCACUUUUUGAAGAUGAGUCAGCCGAGCCUCCUAAUGAACCUGUUAAGGGGAGCUUCCUAAGCCUCCUGCCUCCUAAACUAGAUUCUUCGGAGCAAUCGGGAAAUCCAAAUAAGCUGUUCUAAUCUCAUCAUCCCUUCAGAUGGUCACAUAACAUUCAAUUAGAGAUAAAAUGAUGGAUCAUUUUCUUGAUGGAUAGCUCCUCAUUUUAUGUUGCCGAAAUCAAAGCUUCAAGGGCGAAGGGCCCAAAACAUGAGUGGUUUGAGUUUACUAAUUGGCUCGUCUUAGUUAGGUUGUUAAUCCUUGUAAAAUCGUCCCAUAGUAAAUAUUCUUUUGAAAUCGUUGUGUAUUUAUUUUACCCCUUUUGUCAGAAAUCUGCUAUACCAGAUCACUAUUGUGGGUUUUUCUUGUUACUAAUCAUUGCUGAGUUGAUUAAGAUGUAUCAUUUAUUCCUGUGAAAAAUGCAGAAACAAGAGAUUUCCCCUCCC
Molecule: messenger RNA, 2680 nt
Organism: Populus trichocarpa (black cottonwood)
Lineage: Eukaryota; Viridiplantae; Streptophyta; Magnoliopsida; Malpighiales; Salicaceae
Exons: 14
Coding region: 662-2317 (551 amino acids)
Biological process (GO): intracellular signal transduction; peptidyl-serine phosphorylation
Molecular function (GO): ATP binding; protein serine/threonine kinase activity
Source: RefSeq, a predicted model, not a curated record